Messenger RNA from Lutzomyia longipalpis, 6279 nucleotides. Its product is annotated as E3 ubiquitin-protein ligase RBBP6-like. Gene Ontology annotation, cellular component: nucleus. The coding region runs from base 355 to 5850 and encodes 1831 amino acids. The record is from RefSeq and is a predicted model, not a curated record. The transcript is spliced from 12 exons. Gene Ontology annotation, molecular function: zinc ion binding; ubiquitin protein ligase activity; nucleic acid binding. Gene Ontology annotation, biological process: mRNA processing; ubiquitin-dependent protein catabolic process; protein ubiquitination. Lineage: Eukaryota; Metazoa; Arthropoda; Insecta; Diptera; Psychodidae.
GAAGAAAAAGAAGAAGUGUCACUUUGCUAGAGCAUUUUUGGCACACCAACAGCAUAAAAGUGCAUAAAAUCUGUGAAAAAAUACUGAAUUGCUCCUUGCAAGGAUAUCACUUCCCUUCUGGGAGUUAUGUAAAGUAUAACAGACGUGCAGUGAGUGCAUUGAGCGUUGAAAUUGUUGAUUUAUUUGGGGGAAAAGUGUGUGGAUUUUGACACUGCCGGAUCAAAAUGGCUUUGAAGCUGUAAAAAAAAAACAAGCGCGAGGGAAAAAGUGAAAAUUAGUUUUGUAAGGAGAAUUCGGGAGUGCUAGUUUGGUGCCGCUGUAUUUCAUGCCAGGGUAAAAAGUUAUCCGGUCACGAUGUCGGUGCACUACAAGUUUAAAAGUGCACUAGACUUUGAUACAAUCACCUUCGAUGGUCUUCACAUUUCCGUGGCGGAUCUGAAGAAGGCGAUUUUCCAGCAGAAGCGCAUCGGGAAGAUUGCCGACUUUGAUUUGCAGAUCACCAAUGCCCAAACGAAGGAGGAGUACACGGAUGACGCUACACUUAUUCCCAAGAAUACUUCCCUGACCAUUGCCCGCAUCCCCUUGGCAGUGCAACCGAAGAAACAAUGGGAACCGAGUAUGGAGAAGAGUUCAUCAGUGCGAGUCCCUGUGGAGACAGAACGAGCUCAUGUGGAUCUGUCGAGAAUAAAUGGAUCAGAGGAGGACAAGAUAAAUGCAAUGAUGAUGCAAAGUACUGCUGAUUACGAUCCCACAAACUACCAGAAAAUCCGUGGCUCCAAUCAAACUGGCGAAGUUCCCAUGAAUUAUCGUUGCUUUAAAUGCCACAAACCAGGGCAUUGGAUCAAAAACUGCCCCCAAAUUGGCGCAUCUGAGAUGGCAGAGGUUAAGAGAAGUACGGGCAUUCCCAGAUCUUUCAUAGAGCAGCAACAGAAUGAAAUAAUCCAACAGCCUGUGGUACCACCGCCAGUAGAGAAAAAGCAAGAAAUCCCGGAAGAUUUAAUCUGUAGCAUUUGCAAAGAUCUCUUCACGGAUGCCGUAAUGAUUCCCUGCUGUGGUAGUUCUUUCUGCGAUGAAUGUGUCCGUACGGCUCUGCUUGAAUCAGAGGACAAUGAAUGCCCUGAUUGCCAUGAGAAGGGUUCCUCACCUGGUUCACUCAUCCCCAAUCGUUUCCUGCGGAAUUCCGUGAAUUCCUUCAAGAAUGAAACGGGCUACAAUAGGAAGCCGGCAUCUAAACCCAAAGCUCCCGCUGUUGUUGCACCUCCUGCUGCUGCCCCGGCUGUUGUGGAGGAAAAAGAACCCCAGCCGGAGGAGAAGGAGGAAAGUGACUUUGAGGAUAACAUCACAGUGACAGUGCCACCGGCGGAAGUUCAGUGUCGUGGUGCUUUUCGCGAUGGGCACCUUAAUGGACGCAGUAGGGUUGAUGAAUCACCAAGAGGUCACCAUUUGCCAGCAUUGGGAGACGAGGAACGUUCAGAGACACCAACAGUGGAUGAGAAUGAUAUUUAUGCUGGACUGCCAGAGGAACCACAGCGACAUGCUCCUCCCAUUGAGCGUCAUCAUCACAUGGAAGAGCAGAUUAAACGACGCUCUCCGCGGGCAAGGGAUGACCAGCAUUUUGGUCAGUAUCGCGAAAUGAUGCCACAAGGCUCAUAUGGAAGGCACGGUGGUGGGGGAGAGUACCCCAUGGCACCUCAUGGACCUCCCCCGCAGGGACCUCACUAUGGAUCUCAACCACGUCCAACCAUGUAUCCCGACUCCUAUGGAGGUAAUCAUCGUAUCCCCUAUCCCCACAAUCGUAUGCCAUUAGGUGGUUAUCCCAUGCGCGGAGCUAUGCGACCCGGACCACCGAGCUUAGCGUCUGUGUACCAAGGGGUGGCUGCUAAAGUGGGGCCGGGCAUCAUUGAUGAUCCCCUUGAGGCGUUCAAUCGCAUUAUGCGCGAAAAGGAACGCAUGAAGGAGCGUAGGAGGACACGAUCACCCGAUAUGGAUCACAGGCGGCCAAUUCGAAGGCGAAUCUCACGGGGAAGAAGUCCAGAAAUGCGUCGACAGAGAUCCAAUGAGAGACGUUCAGAGGAUCGACGGAGGAAACGUAGCAGUUCCUACAGUCGCAGCUCAAGGAGCUCAAGAUCUCGAUCCAGAUCGCCACGUAAGAUAUCCAGAUCGCCGAGAAAACGAUCUAGAACACCAAGGAAUAGGUCAAGAAGUCGAUCGCCAUCAUUCAGUAUGAGUCGGUCGAGAUCACGUUCUGUUUCACCAGCUGGUCGAUAUAGAGAUCGAGGACCACCACCACCACAUAAUCGAUACAAUAGAUCACCACAUUCACGUUCACCUCCUCCUAGGCAUCGUCCAAGGGAACAUCGUCGUAUUGAACGCAAUGAUCGCAUGGAGCGUCCGGAUCGUAUUGAUCGUAACGAACGCAUUGAUCGCAAUGAGCGUAUGGAGAGGAAUGAACGAAUGGAGCGCAAUGAACGGAAUGAUCGUCUUGAACGGAAUGAUCGAAUUGAGCGCAAUGAUCGAAUGGAUCGGAAUGAUCGAAUGGAUAGGAAUGAUCGUAUGGACCGAAAUGAACGUAUGGACCGACGGGAUAGAGAUGAUAUUCCGCGGGACAACUACCGCGACAAGUCGCCCUUCAGAGGAGGAUAUGCUCGGAACAGUAAUACGUACAAUCGCAACCGUGGACGUCCUGAGAGGGGAAAUUACGGGCAAAGAGAUCGUUCUCAGGGUGGUGCAGCAAUGCCGCCACAGCAUCAGCAGGUUGAGCCCUACUACCAGCAGCAACCUUCAUCACUGGGGUACUAUCCUGAUAACCAAUUUCAGAGAUACCCCACGCAAGGACAUCCAACACAACCACCGCCGUACAUUACGAAUUUGACCCCCAUUGAGCCACAUCGUUACGAUGAUAUUUCUUCGGAGAAGGAAUUAUUUGCCGAGAAAGCCAAAGAGAUUGAUCAACCCCCGGUACCGGGACUGGAGGCGGCGGAACGCUUUGAAAAGUACCCAAAGGAAUCAUAUACGUAUCCCGAGGCAGCUGGUUCCGGAAGUGGGGUUGACGAUGGGAAAUCUCCGCGAGACAAUGAGGGACGUCAAUUGCCCGAUAGUAGUACGAAUGAGGAGAAGAGGAAUGAAGAGAGGCGCGCCGAGGAGAAAUCCCGUGGACGUUCACGGUCACGAUCAAAGGAAUCACGAAGAAAUCGAGAGCGCUCACGUACAAAGACGCCCAAUAAGUGGGAUAUUCGUCGUGCAACGAGUAAGGAAAGGAUUCGAGAACGACAUGAAUGGCGUGAACAGGAAGCUUCAAAGUCUCGUCGGGGUGAGGAGAAAAAGAGAUCCGAGGGGCGUACAAAGGAGCGUGAGGAGAAGAGGCACAGAGAUGAGGAUGAGGAGGACAUUAAGAAAAAGUCAAAGGAUAAGAAGAAGCGCAAGAAGGAGAAGGAUGUUGAGAAGAAGAAGAAAAAGGAAAAGAGGCGAGAAAAGGAAGCAAAAGAAAUGAAAAAAGAAUCUUCAGCAACACGGGAGAAAUCACGAAGUUCCAGAGUUGAUUCUGAAGGGAAGGAAACAAAGGAAGUUAAGGAGGAGCAGGCGGAAGUAGCCAUAGAAGCAGCACCACCCAUUGUUCCUCAAGUGCAAGAAGAGGAAAAACCCGAAGUUGUGUCAUCAAAUGUGGAGGAAUCAACAACACCCAAUGCGCCAAUUGAUCAAGAAGAAGAUAAAUUGGACAUCUCAUGUGAUCUCUAUGGGGAUAUAAUGGACAAAGAUGACAUUAAUCUCGAUUUUGGACAACAAGAAUCCAAAGAGGAUGAUUCAAUUGAGAAUCAAGAGAAGAAUUCACCGAAUUUUAUGCGAAGUGAAUCAAUUUUAGAUAUAAAUCCAACAAUUGACUUUGAUCAGGAAAUGGAGGAUACUGAUGUGAGUAUGAGGAGUCAGGAAGAGAAGAAAUCCACAUCUGCGGGUGUUCUUGUGACCAUUCCUGAGCCCUCAAAGUGGGAACUGGAGGAAGAUCAACCGGACAAUCAAGCCAAAUCAAUCCCAAGUGACACGACAACAUCAAGUCCUGAACACAAAUCAAAUAGCAGCAAAAUGGUGACGAAUGAGGUGCUGAAGAGGGCAGAGAAUGCUCUCUUCUCACGUGCCAUCAAUGCCAUUCGCCCCAUUGAAAUACGCAGUAUAAAUGCGGAAAGGAGGAAGUUGUAUGAGGAUGAUGGGGAAGCUGCUCCUGUAUCAUCGGUCGUUGUGAAGACAAGUCCCGCCAAGGAGCUCUUCCAGAUCACUGUACCCACGAAUAGUGAUGGGCUAGAGAGAUCCGUUGAGAUUAAAAGUGGCAGUGUGGAUGUUAAGGAGAAAGUAAGGGCAAAAACUUCUCCCGUGAGAUCCAUCAAGGAUCGUUUGGGGGUGAAAGUUGUUGAUGAUAAGGAGGCCCCAAUGACGUUCACGCCUACACUUGAAUCCGAAAUUCGACGGAGUGCACUGAAGGGCAAAAAGGAAUCUUCUGCACAGAUGUCGCCCGAAAGGAGGAGAUCAGAUGAUAAAAAUCGUCGUGGGCAGUGGAAUCAGCGGGAUGAGAAACACGAGAGCAAGAAGAUUGAACCGGGUGAAUCUCGUGGCAGCUCUCGUGAUCGACGUGAUCGUGGCACAUGGUCCGGAAGAGAUUCAGAAAGGACUGGUAGGGAUGCGGAAAGAAGUGCAAGAGAUACGGAGAAGAGUGGCAGAGAGAGCGAGAGAAAUGUUAGAGGAGAUGCCGAUAAGAGUAGUCGAGAUCGAAGUGGCAGAGAUGGUGGUGAAAGGAAGAGCAAAGAUGCCGAAAAGAGUGGAAAGGAUGGGGAUAGAAGAAGCAGAGAUGCUGAUAAAAAUAUCAGAGAUAAUCGCGGAGGGAAGACUCUGCGAAGGGAUGAUUCACGUGAGGUGAGGCAAAAGGAUGAUCGGAAGAUUGAGAGCAGUCGCCGAAGGAGUCAGGAGAAGUCAUCACGUGAUUCCAAACGUUCCCCAAGUAAUAGCCGUCGAAGAUCUCGGAGUAAGAAACGAUCCCGUAGCCCUCGAAAAUCUCAAACUCGCGGCAAAACACGUGAGAAGUCUCAGGAGAAGAUUCGUGGGAAAUCACGAGAUAAGCCACGAGAGAAAUCCCGGGAUAGGACACGAGAGAAGUCAAAGGAUAGGAUUAGAGAGAAAUCAAAGGAUAGGACACGUGAAAAAUCACGAGAUAGGACGCGAGAUAAAUCACGGGAUAGAACUCGAGAAAAGUCAAAAGGCAGAAAUCGAGAAAAAUCACGAGAGAGGGCAACGCGUGAGAAAUCACAGGAGAAGAAGAGAAUGUCCGAGAGUAGAGAAAAGGCACCAGCAAAGGAGGAUGUGAAGGUGUUACAACCAGCUGAGAAUGAUGCACUGAAGAAACUCGCCUGCGAUGAAUCAACUUUCGAGCCCGACUACGAUGCGCACAAUGAGUUGCAGGAAAAUCCUCAAGGUGAUCAGGAGAUGGACACAAAAAAUACUUCUGAGGAAAAGUCAUCACCGACAAAGGAAAUCUUCUCCCCAGAGCCACUGCGGGAUGAGAGGGCAGCUGAGAAGUCAACGGAGAAGGUUGUAGAGAAGAAACCCAGCGCCAGUACUUCGAAUUCCUCCAGUUCCGACACGGACUCUUCCGAUGCGGAAAGUGUGAGUGGUGAGCAUGGGCGGAAGCGCAAGAAACGCUCAAAGCAUCGGAAGCAAAAGCGAAAACGUGCUUCAUCCACGGAAUCCGCGGAUAGGGGAAGCAGUGGGAAGAAGAAAAAGAGCAAGAAGAAGUCUAGCAAGUCACACAAAAAGAAAAAGAAGAGCAAGCACAAGACAUUAAAACAGAAGAAGAAAAUAAAGGAUUAAGGUCAACGUGUGAGGAAGAAUAUCUUUAUCCAAAAUAGAUGAUGGAUGUCUAUUGAUUUUACAUAUUUCUUUGUGUCCACAAGGCUUUUUUUAGCAGUAGGUAAAAGAAAAACUCUAAAGGGGUGAAAUAAUUGAUCCUCAUUUCGCCUCGUAUAUAUACAUAAUAUAUAUAUUAUACAGAUGAUAAACUAUAUAGAAAUUCUGUAUUAAUUAAUAAAUUUUAAUUUGAGAGUAGAUGUGAAAUUUAAUGGAAUAAAAUUGAAGAAAAAGUUAAGGGGUGGUUAAUUUCUGUAAUCGAGUGUUCAGUUACUGAAUGAAAGUGAAGAAUAAUAUUGAAUUAUUAUGUAGAAUGCUUCAAAAUAAAUAAAAUAAAAUGUAAGAAGUGAUUUAAUUAACGUCUAUGAAAUAAAAUAUUAAAAAUUAUCCAAA